AUGCAGACGAUCAAGUGUGUUGUUGUGGGCGACGGUGCGGUCGGCAAGACGUGCCUGUUGAUUUCGUACACUACCAACAAGUUUCCGUCGGAAUAUGUGCCUACGGUGUUUGAUAACUAUGCCGUGACGGUCAUGAUCGGCGAGGACCCGUACACACUCGGCCUCUUUGACACGGCCGGUCAGGAGGACUACGACCGCCUCCGUCCGCUGUCCUACCCGCAGACGGACGUGUUCCUGGUGUGCUUCUCGGUGACGUCGCCUGCUUCGUUCGAGAACGUCCGGGAAAAGUGGUUCCCGGAGGUGCACCACCACUGCCCGGGCGUGCCGUGCCUCAUUGUCGGCACGCAGGUCGACCUGCGUGACGACGCCGCCGUCGUCGAAAAGCUUGCGCGGCAGAAGCAGCGGCCCAUCUCGGUCGAGAUGGGAGAGCGUCUGGCGCGCGAGCUCGGCGCGGUGAAGUAUGUCGAGUGCUCGGCGCUCACCCAGAAGGGCCUCAAGAAUGUCUUUGACGAGGCCAUCGUGGCCGCGCUAGAGCCUCCGGUCGUUCGGAAAAAGUCCAAAUGCGCCAUCCUCUAA
Molecule: messenger RNA, 576 nt
Organism: Malassezia japonica
Lineage: Eukaryota; Fungi; Basidiomycota; Malasseziomycetes; Malasseziales; Malasseziaceae
Gene: CDC42
Product: Rho GTPase
Exons: 4
Coding region: 1-576 (191 amino acids)
Biological process (GO): endocytosis; establishment or maintenance of cell polarity; Cdc42 protein signal transduction
Molecular function (GO): protein kinase binding; GTPase activity; GTP binding
Source: RefSeq, a predicted model, not a curated record